Cooperia oncophora is the source of this 354-nucleotide messenger RNA. Lineage: Eukaryota; Metazoa; Nematoda; Chromadorea; Rhabditida; Trichostrongylidae. The record is from the annotation of a GenBank genome assembly.
AUGGAAGACUUCAUCCAAGUUCUGUCGUUGGAUUUCGGCGCUCUUCGAGAUGAAAAUAUGAGGCUCAAGGUGGCGUUAGCCGAUGCCCACAAGAGCAUUCGACUGUCACAAUUGACCGAGGACGAAGACUAUGAAAGUGACAUUCCGUCCAGUGAAGAUCGAUUUCGACCCUCGCCAAUUGGAGACGUUAACUACCGUGAAAUGGCACAAACUAUCAAGGACGAUGGUCAUCUAAAGAAACUGAAACGGCUUGCAGAUGACCUGAAAAGGGAAAAGGACGAGUUACGCCAAUUGGCCAUGGACACUAAAGAAGCCUUCUCGGUCUGUAUGGGAGAGGUGCGACUAAUGCUUGAA